Paramisgurnus dabryanus is the source of this 4254-nucleotide messenger RNA. Its product is annotated as NACHT, LRR and PYD domains-containing protein 3-like. Lineage: Eukaryota; Metazoa; Chordata; Actinopteri; Cypriniformes; Cobitidae. Gene Ontology annotation, molecular function: protein binding. The record is from RefSeq and is a predicted model, not a curated record.
ACGUGACUUGGCCAGUUUGAAACACGCUCCGAACCAAUGAUUCGAAACAAAAGAUUCGUAAAAGUUUCGAAGCCUUGAAGCAGUUCUUCGAAAGCGACCAUCACUAGUUUUUGCAUUAAAUGUACAUCAACGUUGCUCCUUCUCUGCUGACAAGGUGAAAAUAGGAUAAGGACCUGCAAAAAAGGUUUUCGUUUUAAAACUAACUUUAGUUAUUGCUUGCAAAACCAGUCUGUUUACUUUAUGUGAGAAAAACGGAUGUCCUUUCUUCUGUUGAACAAGAUAGGAAAACAUCUACAAACAUCGUCAUUGUUUAAGCAGUGAGUGAAAGACGAUGGCAUCGACUCAGGAAACACAGGUACAAGAUGCUGCAGUUCAGAUCGACACAAGUUUUCCAGGAGUUAAUGUUGAGAUGAAAGCUGACAGAAGUGGAACAGUAAUUAGUCCUGUACUUCACAACAGCAACAUAACAUCACUUAACAUCAACUAUGGCUCAAACUCUGCAGUGAAUUUAAAGCCUUUUUUAUCAAAAAGUCACAAAGCCAUCAUGAAAGACGAGGUACAGCAUAUUUUUGAUGUCAGAAAGGAAGAAGAAACAUGUCUGAAUGAUGUUUACACAGAGCUCUUUAUCACAGAAGGUGAUAUUAAAGAAGUCAAUAAAGAACAUGAGAUUCGGCAGAUUGAUGAAGCUUUAACGGGUAAAAAACAACAGGACAGACCAAUCAACUGCAAUUAUAUAUUCAGUUCACUGAGACAAAGAACGACAAGUAAAAAGGUUGUAUUGACCAAAGGCAUCGCUGGUAUUGGAAAAACUGUCUCUGUACACAAGUUCAUCCUGGACUGGGCUGAAGAAAAAUCAAAUCAAGAUAUAGACGCCAUGUUUCUGCUUCCAUUUCGAAAGAUUAAUUUGAUUAAAGAUGAUAAGUUCAGUCUUCACCAGUUUCUGAGUAAAUUUUAUCCUGAUCUGAAAGAUAUUGAUAUAACAAAUCUCUGUAAGAUGUGUAAUCUUGCAUUUAUUUUUGAUGGACUUGAUGAGAGUCGAUUUCCUUUAAAUUUUGGAAGCGAAAUGCUGGAUGAUGUUGAAGAAAAAUCAUCUAUAAAUGAAUUGAUUACAAAUCUGGUCAGAGGUGAUCUGCUUCCCUCAGCUCUUGUCUGGGUGACCUCCCGACCAGCAGCAGCCAAUCAAAUCCCUUCAGAGUUUGUAGGUUUGUUCACAGAGGUGCGAGGAUUUACUGAUCAACAGAAGGAAGAGUACUUCAGAAAGAGAAUAUCAGAUGAGUCUCAGGCCUCCAGAAUUAUCUCACACAUCAAAACAUCUCGUAGUCUUUACAUCAUGUGCCACAUUCCUGUCUUCUGUUGGAUUACAGCUGUUGUUCUUCUGGAAACUCUCACCGAAAACAAGACUGAGGAGAUUCCCACAACACUCACUGAAAUGUACAUUCACUUCCUUAUAAUACAGAUGACCAUGAAGAACAGGAAACAUGACAAAGACCUUGAAAGAAACUAUGCAAAGUUGUUGGAUUCAAAUAAAACAAAUAUAUUAAAGUUGGCCAAGCUAGCUUUUGAACAGCUAAAGAAGGGAAACACAAUGUUUUACGAGGAAGAGCUGAAAAAGUGUGAUAUUAAUGUGAGUGAAGACACACCUGAGUCCACAGGAAUGCUCACUGAGAUCUUUAAGAAAGAAACUGGACUUCAUGAGAUGAAGGUCUUCUGCUUUGUACAUCUGAGUGUUCAAGAGUUCCUCGCUGCACUACAUGUGUUCAUGAGCUACCUGAACAAGAACCUGGAGGAGCUUCAGUUUUUCUCCAAUCAUGAAAUUAACUACUUCUUUAAAAAGCUUUUCAAAAUAGUUUCUCUACAUGGCUUACUGAAGAAAGCUGUCGAUAAAGCAAUAGAGAGUGAAAAAGGUCAUUUUGACCUUUUCUUGAGGUUUUUGUUGGGCAUUUCAUUGGAAUCCAAUCAGAAACUGCUGAAUGGUUUGUUUAAUGUCACUGUGAACAGCACAGAGAGCAUCACAAAAGUUAAAGAGCACAUUAAACAAUUACAAAACCACAACAUCCCAGCUGAAGCUUCAGUUAAUCUAUAUUACUGCCUACUUGAGCUAAAAGACAAAUCAUUAUAUGAGGAAAUCCAGCGAUACCGGAGUUCAGUUAAACUUUCAGGAACAGAACUUUCAGCUUCAAUGUGUUCAGUGUUGACCUACAUACUGCUGAUGUCAGAUGAGGUGAUGGAUGAGUUUGGCAUGAAGAUGUACAAAACAUCACCUGCAAACUACAUGAGACUGAUCCCAGCUGUGAGAUGCUGCAGAAAAGCUAAAUUAAUAGCCUGUGAUCUCACUGUUGAGUGCUGUGAAAGUUUAUCAUCAGCACUAUCAUCAAGCUGUCAUCUGAUAGAGCUGGACCUGAGUGACAAUAAACUGAUUCAAGAUUCAGGAGUGAAUCUGAUCUCUGAUGGACUGAAGAGCCCAAACUGCAAACUGAAGAUAUUGAGAUUAAUAGGCUGUGAUCUCUCUGCUGAGUGCUGUGAAAGUUUAUCAUCAGCCCUAUCAUCAAACUCUCAUCUGAUGGAGCUAAACCUCAGUUACAAUAACCUGAUUCGGGAUUCAGGAGUGAAGCUGAUCUCUGAUGGACUGAAGAGCCUAAACUGUAAACUGGAGAUACUGAGAUUGGAACACUGUGAUCUCACUGCUGAGUGCUGUGAAAGUUUAUCAUCAGCUCUACAAUCAUCAAACUCCAAUCUGAAAGAGCUGGACCUGAGUUACAAUAAACUGCAUGAUUCAGGGGUGAAUCUGAUCUUUGAUGGACUGCAGAGCCCAAACUGUAAACUGAAGAUAUUGAGAUUGAUGGACUGUAAAAUCUCUGCUGAGUGCUGUGAAAGUUUAUCAUCAGCUCUACAAUCAUCAAACUCUCAUCUGAGAGACCUGGACCUCAGUUACAAUAACUUGAUUCGGGAUUCAGGAGUGAAGCUGAUAUCUGAUGUACUGAAGAGCCCAAACUGUAAACUGGAGAUACUCAGAUUAAUAGCCUGUAAUCUCUCUGCUGAGUGCUGUGAAAGUUUAUCAUCAGCUCUAAAAUCAUCAAACUCUCAUCUGAGAGAUCUGAACCUCAGUUACAAUAACCUGAUUCGGGAUUCAGGAGUGAAGCUGAUCUCUGAUGGACUGAACAGUCCAAACUGUAAACUGAAGAGAUUGAGAUUGACAAACUGUGAGAUCACUUCUGAGGGCUGUGAAAGUUUAGCAUCAGCUCUACAGUCAUCAAACUCUCAUCUGGUAGAGUUGGACCUUAGUAACAAUACACUGAUUCGGGAUUCAGGAGUGAAGCUGAUCUCUGAUGGACUGAAGAGCCCAAACUGUAAACUGGAGAUAUUGAGAUUGACAGGCUGUUCUUUCUCUGCUGAGGGCUGUAAAAGUUUAUCAUCCGCUUUACAAUCAUCAAACUCUCAUCUGAUAGAGCUGAACCUGAAUGGCAAUAACCUGCAGGAUUCAGGAAUGAAGCUGAUCUCUGAUGGACUGAAGAGCCCAAAGUGUAAACUGCUGAUACUAAGAAUGAAAGGCUGUGAUGUCACUUCUGAGGGCUGUGAAAGUUUAUCAUCAGCUCUACAAUCAUCAAACUGUCAUCUGAUGGAGCUCGACCUGAUUCACAAUGAACUGAUUCAGGAUUCAGGAGUGAAGCUGAUCUCUGAUGGACUGAAGAGCCCAAACUGUAAACUAGAGAUACUGAGAUUAUCUCGUUGUAAUGUGACAGAAGAAGGCUAUUCUUAUCUGGCUUCAGCUCUGAGGUCAAACCCAUCACACCUAAGAGAGCUGGAUCUGAGCUACAAUGACCCAGAAGUCUCUGAAGUGAAGCUGCUCUCUGAUGUACUGGAAGAUCCAAACUGCAGACUGGAGAAACUCCUGUUAAAUGUUGAUUAAAUGGCCCUGGCAUGUGAGGAUACUGAACUUCUAAUGACUAAAAAGCCUGGUCCUUGGGUCUUGCCAUUUAUUAUUCAGUUUAACAAAAGAGCAAUGCAUGGAUCAUGUGGUCAUGGUGAUGUGGUCAUAACAUAAAAAUAUGUAUUACAAAAAUGUGUAUAUAAUUGUGUUAGUACACUGCAAAAAAAAUUCAAGAAAAAAAAUUUAUUGGUAUUAUUGUCUUGUUUUCAGUAAAAAUAUCUAACAAUUCUUAAAUUAAGAUGCUUUUUCCUGAUGAGCAAAACGACCCAAGAAAAUAAGUCUAGUUUUUAGACCAAAAGUAUCAAAUCUAAGUGAUUUUGUGCAUA